AUGAAUAUCUGCGUGACCACCAUUCUGUCAAUCGCCCUCCUUCUGGGUAACUCUGUCAAGCUCCGAGCUUCCGUUACUGGGCCGGUUCCCUCGGGCGGUGAUGGUCCUGCGUCUCAGGAGUGUCAGCAGUGCUGCCAGGGGCCUGCUGCAAUACCCGGCAUACCGGGUUUGCCUGGACCGAUGGGACAAAUGGGGCCGUACGGUCAGCCGGGGUCAAAGGGCGAUGCAGGUCAGCAAGGUCUCAAAGGAGAGAUUGGCCCUUUUGGACCUAUGGGUGAGCGAGGAGCACCUGGGAACAAUGGGUCUAAAGGUAAUGAUGGGCUUGGUCUGCCCGGAAAGAUAGGUCAGAGAGGGCUACCUGGUUUUGUUGGAGGAACUGGGGAAACUGGUGUCAAAGGUCAAAAGGGUGAGAUUGGCCCUAUUGGACCUAUGGGUGAGCGGGGAGCACCUGGGAACACUGGGUCUAAAGGUGAUGACGGGAUUGGUCUGCCUAGCAAGAUAGGUCCGGACCUACCGGGAUUUGUUGCAGGAACCGGGGAAACUGGUGUCAAAGGUCAGAAGGGUGAGCCAGGGGAGACUUCAGAUGACUCCAACCAGCGGGUGGCAUUCACCGUGGUGAGGACGAGCAACUCGGAUACCUCUUCGAGUCACGACACCCGCUUGCCCUUCCAGGAGGCCAAGACCCUUCUGCCGGGUACCAGCUUCGAUCUCGAGACCGGCACGUUCACCUGUAGUGUGCCUGGCACCUACGUAUUUACGUUUUCUGUUCUUAAGCAUGCCAACAGCGGUGAAGUUCACAUCCAUCUUGUUAAAAACGACUACAAGGCGAUCACUACCUAUGGUCAACCAAGUCAACGUGGUCAGAUGUCCGGUAGCGCGGUGCUGGUCCUGAAGCGAGGAGACACGGUGUAUCUGACUAUGCGCGGUAGGGUGUAUGGUGAUUCCACCUAUGACUACACCUCAUUUAGUGGCUUCCUUCUUUACUCCGAAUAA
This is a messenger RNA of Patiria miniata (bat star), 993 nucleotides long. RefSeq names its product complement C1q and tumor necrosis factor-related protein 9-like. NCBI's taxonomy places the organism in Eukaryota, Metazoa, Echinodermata, Asteroidea, Valvatida, Asterinidae. Bases 1 to 993 code for a protein of 330 amino acids. The transcript is spliced from 3 exons. The record is from RefSeq and is a predicted model, not a curated record. Gene Ontology annotation, molecular function: protein binding.